AUGUUUGGGAAUGCAAAGGACGACGAGAGUUCUACCAUUGGCACUCCUGCAAGCAAUGACGCGCCACAGCCCACCGCAGCCCCGGUGACAGACAACGGAGCUGCAGGCGCAAUAAACACGACCAGCAACGGCUCCGCUUCGAUAGAUCGCAAGCCCAGUGACGCUUCUGCGCCUGCUGAGAGAAAACGACGGAGCAGUGGCGUGUCGCGUGCCCGGGACAUGUUCUCGAGCGCGAAACAGUCGUUGCAUCUCGGCGGCUCGUCAGGCUCUCCCACCUCCAGUACCUCCACCAUGUCAGAAAAGGCCUCCCCUCAAACCCCCAUGCAGAAGCUCGGCAAAUCCGAUGCUGCUCUCAGUGUCCCCCAGGGCUCACUCAACAACUCUGCCGGCGAGUCGGCGCCUGGCCCACGAUCCACCUUCCGCGUCGGUGUCACAGAGGAUAAGAACAAGAAGUGCAGACGAACGAUGGAGGAUACCCACGCAUACCUAUACAACUUCCUGAGCACUCCGGCUCCCUCUUAUGGCGCCGAGAAGACACGCGCCAUAUCCGAUGCCAGUUCGACUCAGUCGGAUGCUCUGUCGCAAGCCGUAGUCGAGACCGACAACGGAUACUUCGCCAUCUUCGACGGACACGCCGGAACGUUCGCUGCCGAUUGGUGUGGGAAGAAGCUCCAUUUGAUUCUGGAAGAGACAAUUCGAAAGAACCCAAAUACCCCGAUACCCGAACUACUCGACCAGACCUUUACCGUAGUCGACCAGCAGCUGGAAAAGCUUCCCCUGAAGAACAGUGGUUGUACCGCGGUCAUCGCUGUCUUGAGGUGGGAGGACCGAGUGCCUAACGCGCAGUCGUCCACCGGCUCAGUCCUCUUCGCACCCGCGGCAGUAUCGGCUAUCAAGCACGCCGGCGAAGGCGAGGCAAAGGAUGGUGCUGAUUCCGCUGUGGAGCCUGCAGCUGAACAACAAGUGGAGGCGAGGUUACGGAACGAGGCCAGUCGACAGCGCGUGCUGUAUACGGCCAACGUGGGCGAUGCGCGUAUUGUUCUCUGCCGUAAUGGCCGAGCACUUCGCCUCUCUUACGACCACAAGGGCAGCGACGAGAAUGAAGGCCGUCGGGUUGCCAGCGCUGGUGGUUUGAUUCUCAACAACCGCGUUAAUGGUGUUCUUGCUGUUACACGAGCAUUGGGGGAUGCCUAUAUGAAGGACCUGGUCACUGGACACCCGUACACCACCGAGACUGUUAUCCAGGCAGAGCAGGACGAAUUUCUCAUUCUUGCUUGCGAUGGACUCUGGGAUGUCUGCUCCGACCAGGAAGCUGUUGACCUAGUCCGCCAAGUCCACGAUCCCCAAGAAGCAUCCAAGAAGCUCGUCGACUAUGCCCUCGCUCGCUUUUCUACCGACAAUCUUUCCUGCAUGGUCGUACGCUUCGACAACAAGGCACUUCGACAGCGCAAGAAUGACGCCGCCAUGGGUGUAGAUGGUGACCAAUCUACCAUGAAGGGCGGAAUUACCGAGGCAGACGCCAUCGUGGCACAAGCGAAGAAAGCAAUCGGCGAACCAGAAGUACCGGUCGAGGCUGCGGCACAGGAAAUCAUUAUGGAGGAGGCGGAGGCAGAGCCAGCCCCCGAUCUCCGCUGUUCCUGUCCCCGGAGCUUGGAUUACUGGAGUCACACGCUCCAUGCGGCUCCGAGGAGCAACGCGAUAAUCAUGUCGGGCGUCGACACGGCAGACUCUACGACCAACGCCCUUUCCAACGAUGCGCGGCCCGCCUUUGUGACGCCGAGGGACUUGCUCCAGCAGUCCCGGGCGCCCUUGCCCCCAAGAGAGCAGCCGCGCCAGCUUUCAGCCGUCGACCGCGAGCAACUGGACGGCUUGAGAACCAUCAGAGCUUUCCUCAAGGCCAGAACAAGCUAUGACGUCCUACCCAUAAGCUAUCGCCUCAUCGUAUUCGACACGGCGCUGCUAGUGAAGAAGAGUCUGAAUAUAUUGAACCAGAAUGGAAUCGUCUCAGCGCCGCUAUGGGACUCCAAAUCCUCCACAUUCGCCGGACUGCUCACGACAUCCGACUACAUAAACGUUAUACAAUACUACUGGCAGAACCCAGACGCUUUGGCGCGGGUAGAUCAGUUCCGCCUAAACAGCCUGAGAGAUAUUGAGAAAGCUCUGGGUGUCAAACCCAUAGAAACAAUCUCCAUACACCCCGAUCGACCCGUAUACGAAGCAUGUCGCAAGAUGCUUGAGUCACGCGCGCGCCGCAUACCUAUUGUCGACAGCGAUGACGAGACACAUAGAACAAUGGUCGUCAGCGUCAUCACCCAAUACCGCAUCUUGAAGUUCAUCGCGGUGAACGUCAAGGAGACGCAGAAGCUACGGAAGCCACUGAAGGAGCUGAACGUUGGCACAUACGAGGAUCUCGCGACUGCAUCCAUGGACACACCGGUUAUGGACGUCAUCCAUAUGCUUGUUAAGAAGAGCAUAUCAAGCGUGCCCAUCUUGGACAGAGCAGGCACCGUGCUGAAUGUCUUUGAGGCUGUAGACGUCAUCACGCUUAUCAAGGGCGGCGUAUACGAUGACUUGAACCUGACGGUCGGCGAUGCGCUACUGAAGCGUUCAGACGACUUCCCUGGCAUCUUCACCUGUUCACUGAACGACAACAUGUCAACCAUAUACGACACAAUCCGGAGGUCGCGCGUGCAUCGAUUCGUCGUCAUAGAUGAGAACAGUAAGCUUAAAGGCAUGGUAACCUUGAGCGACGUUCUCGAGCAUACGCUACUCGAAGGCAUGGAGGACGAGUAG
Alternaria burnsii is the source of this 2793-nucleotide messenger RNA. Its product is annotated as pp2c-domain-containing protein. Gene Ontology annotation, molecular function: cation binding. The transcript is spliced from 7 exons. The record is from RefSeq and is a predicted model, not a curated record. Lineage: Eukaryota; Fungi; Ascomycota; Dothideomycetes; Pleosporales; Pleosporaceae. The coding region runs from base 1 to 2793 and encodes 930 amino acids.